Molecule: messenger RNA, 2101 nt
Organism: Bacillus rossius redtenbacheri
Lineage: Eukaryota; Metazoa; Arthropoda; Insecta; Phasmatodea; Bacillidae
Product: shootin-1
Exons: 12
Coding region: 363-2024 (553 amino acids)
Biological process (GO): positive regulation of neuron migration; neuron projection morphogenesis
Cellular component (GO): axonal growth cone; cell leading edge; cytoplasm
Source: RefSeq, a predicted model, not a curated record
GUUCGAUUUUUAUUUUAAACUUGCUAUUCGCUGCUCUGAGGGUCAUUGAUAUAUUUUUCUCCUAUGUGCUUUCAGUGACCAAUUAAUGUGGUUUUUUUUUUUUAAUGUGCGAGUGAGUGUCAAAUGACUAUGAAUUUACUACAUUGAAUACACCCUCCCUCCUUCUUCCCCUUUUCUUCUUUAUUUCUUGGAAACUUGUCUCAUCCCAGAAUGCAUCAGUUUGUUUUUGGCUGUUAAACGAGAAACACAUGUGGGUGUGGUGUCUCAGUUGACCACCACCUCUCGUCAGCACGCGUAAAAUUAUUUAAAAAUUAAUAUAUUUGGAUUGUGAAAGCGCCAUGGACUGAGGGCAGCGCGCCGGGAUGACGGAGACGACGCAGGCGACGCAGAUGACGCAGGCGACGCACAACGGGCACGCGCCGGGCAGUCGCACCCGCGCGCUGGCCGCGUCCUUCACGCACGGGGCGGCGCCGUCGCUCAUCCCGCUGCCGCGCUACGGCCGGCAGGUGUCCGGGGACUCCGCCCCGCCCCGGGCCACCAGCAGGUUCUACUGCGACGAGGACGCGGGGGGCCGCCUGCAGGGGGGCGAGGGGCAGCCGGGGGACGCCCGCUGGAGGGCGCGCCGCGAGGAGGCGGAGCGCAAGAGGAAGGCCCUCAUCGCGCAGUCGCAGAAAGUGGAAAGAGAACAUGGAGAGCUGCAAAAGCGAUACCAAGAACUCGCCAGGGACUACAACAGCAUCAAGAAACAACUUCAGGACAAAGAUGAGAAACUGAAUCACCUCAGGAAAAUCUCGGAGGCUGUGUACAGGGAGUACGACCUCCUGAAGAACAAGUACGAAGUGGACCAGAGAGUGAUGCAAGGUGCUAUGAACUCAGCGUCUCAGUGGUACAAGCAGAACCGGCAGCUGAAGAGGAGGAGCGCCGCGCUCGCCCAGAAGUUCCUGCAGGUGGGAGCGGGCAGUGCCGUGGACUCGGUGGACGCCUUGGAGGACGGGGACGCCGACAGGGACGGGGAUGAGCUGGAGAGCCUCCGCUGCACCAUCAGAGACAUGGGCCAGGAGGUGGCCCGCCUGCAGGCCGACCUCAACGCCGCGCGCCUGCAGGAGUUCGAGGCCCAGGAGCAGACGGUGAACCUGUCCGCGGAGCUGGAGGGGGAGCGGGGGGCCAGGCUCGCGGCCGAGCGGGAGCUGCGCGAGCUGCGCGCCAUGCGCGAGAACAUGGGCCGCGUGUCGCGCCUCGUCGCGCUGGAGAUGACGUCCCUGCGUGAGCAGUGCCAACAGGAGAAGGAGGCGGCGCUGCGCAUGAAGAGCGAGGCCGACCAGGCACAGAAGGAGCGCAACGUGCUGGCCCACCAGAGCGUGGUGCUGAUGUCUGACGUGGUCGGGGAUGACAAGUUCAUGCACGUGCUGCAAGAGAUGGAGGACUUGAGGAGAACUCUGGAGGAGGAGCGGCAGAAGUACAAGGCUGAACUGCAAGAACUGCAGGACAAGCUGGAGGAGAGGGAGGAGGAGGCUCAGCUGGAGCUGCUGGAGGAGCGGCUGAAGCUGGCAGAGUCCGAGCUGCGCUGCGCCCUGGAGCGCGCCGAGCGUGCAGAGUCACACACCGGGCUGCUCUCUAGUAAGAUCAGCCAGCUGGAGGGGGAGGUGCAGGCCCUGAGGUGCCCCCCGCCGCCCCCGCCCCCGCCCCCGCCGCCCCCCGGACUGCUGUCCCCCGCCUCCAACUGCAGCUCUGGCUCGGGCAGCUGCGACGACGGCAGCAGCGUCAACCCCGUGCUGGAGAUGGCCAGCAUCCUGGGCAUCCCGCGCAAGACGCCCUCCCUCGCCGCCGCGGCCCCCGGAGGGGCUAUUGAUGACAUCAUCAACCAAAUAAAAGGUGGAAAAUUUACUCUCAAGAGACCAGAGAGACAGACGGAGAAGAAGGAAGAGGAGACGCCGGCCGCGGUGAAGGAGAUGCUCAGCAUCAUCGGGACGCUGAAGCGCAGACCCAAGGCCAGACAGCCCCUCCCUGCCGAUGUUGCCUUGUGAACUAUACUCGUUGCCAACCACUACCUGCCUGUAUAUACAUGUACUUUUUUAAUACAUAUGCCUUUUUUUUUAACUAA